CUCUUCCUGGCAGUGCAGUCCUCCUAACUCCCAGAACUUUCAUGCCGAGGAGCCAGCGAGGGGGGCGGCACUUCCGGUGCCGCCGGACUUCGCGUGCUCUGUGUUUCCGGUCCGGCGGGGAAGGCGGCUGCCGCAGGCUUUCCCGGUAUCGUGGGGUGCCCACGGCUGGCCCACGGCAGCAUGAAGCCCAGGCCGGCGGUGUUCGUGGACGGGAGGUUGAAGCAGCGGGUCGUUCAGUACCUCGCCAGUAAUAGAUGUGGCAAAUAUGUAGACACUGGAAUCUUAGCAUCUGACUUGCAAAGAAUGUACAGUGUAGAUUAUGGCCGAAGAAAAAGAAAUGCUUUUAGGAUUCAGGUAGAAAAAGUAUUUAACGUAAUUAGUAGUGAGAAAGAACUGAAGAAUCUUAAGGAAUUAGAAGAUGAGCAUCUGUCAAAAAGAGCAAGAAGAGACGAAGAUGAUGAGUACACUGAAAGCUAUUCUGAUGAUGAUUCAAACAUGGAAGAUUACCCAGAUCCACAGUCAGCAAAUCACAUGAACAAUUCCCUGCUAUCUCUGUAUCGGAAAGGAAACCCUGAUUCUGUUUCAAACACUCCGAAGUUGGAGCAGAGAGAAGCCACCACUUCAGUGCCGUUACUGACUUCUAAAACGGGCUCCAUGCCAUUGAAGACCCCUGCCAAAGAAUCUGAGGGAGGAUGGUUUAUUGACAAAACCCCAGGUGGAAAGAAAGAAAGUCUUCCUUCAGACCUAUCAGAUGACCAAAGCAACUAUAAAAAGCCAGAUUCUGAGACUUUAAAAGAUUCUUCUCUUCUGGAAAGUGAUAAGAAAAGGAAAGGUAGGCCAAAGAGCAAAGGAAACAAAAGAAAGACAGAGGAUCUUCAAGAAGUAGAUGGAGAAAUAGAAGCUAGUCUGCAAAAGAAAGCUAAAGCAAGGAGUAUAGAGUUGCAGAUUUCCAGUGUGAAGUUUGAAGAUGUUGGAGGCAAUGAUGCAACAUUAAAAGAAGUAUGCAAGAUGCUCAUCCACAUGCGUCACCCAGAGGUAUACCACCACCUUGGUGUAGUGCCCCCUCGUGGAGUUCUCUUGCAUGGGCCACCAGGCUGUGGGAAGACAUUACUUGCUCAUGCAAUUGCUGGGGAGCUUGAUUUGCCAAUUCUGAAAGUGGCUGCACCAGAGAUUGUGUCAGGAGUUUCUGGAGAGUCUGAGCAAAAGCUCCGAGAUUUAUUUGACCAGGCUGUGUCAAACGCACCCUGUAUUGUUUUCAUUGAUGAAAUUGAUGCUAUUACCCCCAAAAGAGAAGUCGCUUCAAAAGAUAUGGAACGAAGAAUUGUAGCCCAGCUUCUAACCUGCAUGGAUGAUCUGAACAACAUGGCAGCUACAGCUCGAGUCCUAGUUGUUGGAGCUACUAACCGACCAGACUCGUUGGAUCCUGCCUUGAGACGUGCAGGAAGAUUUGACCGAGAAGUAUGCCUGGGUAUCCCUGACGAGGCUGCCAGAGAAAGAAUACUUCAAACUUUGUGCCGAAAACUGAGACUUCCGGACACUUUUAAUUUUUGUCACUUAGCACACCUAACUCCGGGCUUUGUCGGUGCUGAUCUGAUGGCACUUUGCCGAGAGGCAGCCAUGUGUGCAGUCAAUAGGGUCUUAAUGAAGCAGCAGGAGCAGCAGAAGAGUCCUGAGAUGGAAGCUUUGCCCCCUGAAGGAGGCCAGGAGGAGAGGCAGGGGACCGAGCCCACUUCUGGAACCCAGGAUGAAUUGCAAAGCUGUUGAGGUUGCUAAGAGACCAAGAUCCCCUCUCACAAGAACAGAUGCAAGGACUAUGCAUUGAAUUAAAUGAUUUCAUUGUUGCUCUAGCGGAAGUCCAGCCUUCU
Messenger RNA from Peromyscus leucopus (white-footed mouse), 1865 nucleotides. Its product is annotated as nuclear valosin-containing protein-like. Gene Ontology annotation, molecular function: ATP binding; ATP hydrolysis activity. The transcript is spliced from 14 exons. The record is from RefSeq and is a predicted model, not a curated record. Lineage: Eukaryota; Metazoa; Chordata; Mammalia; Rodentia; Cricetidae. Bases 181 to 1764 code for a protein of 527 amino acids.